Messenger RNA from Pocillopora damicornis (cauliflower coral), 1109 nucleotides. RefSeq names its product thrombin inhibitor hemalin. NCBI's taxonomy places the organism in Eukaryota, Metazoa, Cnidaria, Anthozoa, Scleractinia, Pocilloporidae. Gene Ontology annotation, molecular function: serine-type endopeptidase inhibitor activity. The record is from RefSeq and is a predicted model, not a curated record.
GACCUCCUGAUCAAAGGAAGUAUUUUUCGGUCAGAAGUAACUUUUCGUGCGAACUAAGCUGACUAAAACAUCGUCACCAUAAACAGAUAAAGUGGUAACCUUUCCAUUGAUGACCUUGAUUAACGCCGCUGUCGGCCUAGCCGUCAGGAGUGAUAUAAGCUAAUUUCUCUUCUUAGCUGCGAGUCACAUAUCAAGCAUCGCAAGUCAUCGUCAAUCCUAAAAGAGUCCACGAGCAAGAUGAAACUGGCUGGAUUUAUUGCAGCAUACAUGUUCCUAGUAUUCUUUUUCACAGAUUUGCAAGCUGAAAAAGAUUACUCACGUUUGGAGGAAGUCUGCCGUCUGCCCAAAAAGCGUGGACCAUGCUGGGAUGCUUCUGUGCGAUACUUUUAUGACGCGAAUACUAGAAAAUGCAAGCCGUUUAUUUACGGUGGUUGCUUAGGAAACAAGAACAACUUUUGUUCUCUCCAAGCUUGCCAAAUGAAAUGUCCAGAUGUACAAGCUGAAAAAGAUCGUUCAAGUAUGAAUGAAGUCUGCCGUCUUCGCGAAGAGCCAGGACCAUGCAGGGCUGCAUUUCCGCGAUUCUUUUUUGAUACGAAUACCGGACAAUGCCGCCUGUUCAUUUACGGCGGGUGCCAAGGAAACAAGAACAACUUUCGUUCUCUCCAGGCUUGUCGAAUGAAAUGCUCAAAUCUACAUGCUGCAAAGGAUUGUUCAGAUUUGAAUGAAGCCUGCCGUCAGCCCAAAGAGGUUGGACCAUGCAGGGCUGCAUUUCCAAGGUUCUUUUUUGACGCGAAUAUCGGACAAUGCCGGAAAUUCAUUUACGGUGGCUGCCUGGGAAACAAGAACAACUUUCCUUCUCUCCAAGCUUGCCAAACAAAAUGCCCAAACUUAAAUGCUGACAGAGAUUGAUCAAGUGUGAAGGAAGUCUGCCACCUGCCGGAAAAACCUGGACCAUGAAGAGCUUCUUUUGAGCGACACAUUUUCGACAAGUAUACUAGAAAAUGCUGCCAGUUCAUUUACGGUGGUUGCUUUGGAAACAAGAACAACUUUCGUUCUCUCCAUGCUUGCCAAAUUAAUUGUCAAAGUAAGACCAUUUUAUAAUAAAUGUA